AACAGGUCAUCCCUCCCGCCUUUUGCCAUGGAGUUUCCCAGUUUAGGCAGACUUCACCCCGAGCCAUGGGAGGGGAUGGGCCAGUACAAAAACUGACUCAAGACCAAAGCAUCUGUCAGUCUAGAGAGCGAAUGACUUAGAAGAGCUAUCACAUGUUGAGGGGCAGAAAGAGCUGUUGCUUUGAAGGCUGUUAUUUUGUUCCAUGUGCCUGGGAUCUGGAGACAUUAGUCAGUCAUAUUUCAGUACAGCUGUCUAGCUUUGACAGAAAGCCUGGUGGAGUGUUUUGUUCACAGGAGAUAUCUUCACCGUUUGUGUCAGACUGAAGUCAUGUCGGCUGACAGACUGAGCAGCGUGUCAAAGGAGGUGAAGUCGGAGAGCGUGUCGCUGUGUCCUCUGGGCGCUGCAGCUGCCCCCGAGCAGGAGCUGCUGUGCAUCUUCGGGACGGGGGACUUCGGGCGCUCUCUCGGCCAACGUCUGCUCCAGUCUGGCUACAGGGUGGUGUACGGCAGCCGCAGACCUCACAGCUGUGGCCCCCUGCCUCAGGGUGCUCAGGUGAUGAGCCAUGCAGCAGCAGCCGCCCAGUCUGCCAGUCUGGUCUUUGUUUGUAUUCACAGAGAACACUAUGACUUCCUGGAGACACUCGCACCCCAACUCAAGGGAAAGGUGCUGGUGGAUGUCAGCAACAACCUCAAGAAGAAUCUAUACCCAGAGGCCAAUGCUGAGUAUCUGCAGAGGCUGAUCCCUGGAGCUCAUGUGGUGAAAGCUUUUAACACCUUGUCUGCCUGGGCUCUGCAGAAUGGCCCCUCUGAUGCCAGUAGACAGGUGUACCUUUGUGGAAAUGGUGCUGAGGCAAAGGAGGCAGUGUCAGAGGUGGCGAUCAAACUGGGCCUCACUGUUCUGGACAGAGGGUCUCUGACUGCAGCAAGAGAGCUGGAGGACUUCCCCCUGCAGCUGUUCCCAGAGUGGAGGCUGCCGCUACGCCUGGCCGCCAGCCUAGCCGCCUUCUUCUUCUUCUAUCUGCUCAUUAGAGAUGUCGUCUACACGUAUGCUGGGGAGGGGAGAGACAUCUCCUUCAGAAUCAUGGUGUCCCUGGCCAACAAGGUGUUUCCCAUUGUGUCUCUCAUCAUGUUGGCCCUGUGCUACCUGCCUGGUGUCAUAGCUGCCUUCCUGCAGCUCUACAGAGGAACCAAAUACAAGCGUUUCCCGAACUGGUUGGAUCGCUGGAUGCUGUGCAGGAAACAGCUGGGACUGCUCGCGCUCGGCUUUGCUUCUCUGCAUGUGCUCUACACUCUCAUCAUCCCCAUAAGGUAUUAUGUGAGAUUCAGGCUUGCUGGAAGUACCAUCUCAAACAUCAAGGAGAACAAAACGCCGGUGUUUGACACCACCAUGGCCUGGCGUACUGACUCUUACUACUCCAUGGGGAUCCUGGGAUAUGCCUUCUAUGUCCUGUUGGGAAUAACCUCUCUACCCUCCGUCAGCAAUGCUCUCAGCUGGAGAGAGUUCAGCUUCAUACAGUCCAAGAUGGGAUACCUGACGCUGUUCUUCUGCACGUUUCACACAUACCUGUAUGGCUGGAGCCGGUUCCUCUUUCCCUCCACCUACAAAUGGUACACUCCUCCAGGCUACAUGCUCAGUCUCGUGGUGCCUUCUGUGGUGCUGGUGCUCAAGCUGCUGAUCGUCCUGCCCUGCGUGGACCGCACGCUCACCCGCAUCCGACGAGGCUGGGAGAGGACCGAUCCAAAGGACGACACCAAGAAAUCACUGCUGACAUAGGACUGUCACAAUUACAGGCACAAAAACGACGGAAGACGUAGAAAACGUAGACACGACGACACCAGAGUGACUUGCCUCCCGCUGUAAGUGCUCUGUGAGGAGAUAUUGUUUUGGGUGUCAUAGAUCCAAGACUUUACAUUAACACCCACUGUUGGGUCAACUUGGUCAGUCUCUGUGCAUGUAAUCAUGUUGGAUUUGUUUCAUUUUUCAAACAUAUUAUGUGAUUACUUUGCCCCUGUAAGGUCUUUUUUUUUUAAAUGCACUCCAGAUGUUUAAAGAUGUUGAGAUAUAUACUAAUCCUCUUUGAUCAAUAAUCAUAUUAUCUUAAAAUGACAUCUACGUCUUCUCUCUUAUUUAAAAUUGUGUAUAAUUGUUUUUUAAUUUCCAAAGUUUAACUGUUGGACACAAGAUGUCUCCUACUCUUUAAGUCUUCAAGUGAGCACAGAGUGAAAUUUUCACUUUGAGCAAAGAAUGUGGAGGUGUUAAUUAUGCACAUUCAUUAUUCUACACACUAAACUCAAGCAUUCACAUGUAGGAACAAGAAAUAUAUAUUUUUGGCUGGAGAGGGAAUUUAAUAAUGCCUCCAUACUUAUGUACACUACAUCCAGUAUUGUUAAAGUCUCUAAGUCAGACAUGUGUGUCCUUGUUCUAUUUCGCUUAUCAAAGCCAGGAGCAAAGGUUGAUAGGCUCGGAUUUAUACGCCCUUGAGUUAAUCAGCAACCUUCAUCUUCAGCAGUUCAGACUUUACAAGCGUUCACGUUCUCAGGUCACAAUUUUGAGUGUCAAACUUCACAGACCCAAAAAAUUAACUAGUUAACUUUCAUUUGAUUUCAUGCAGACCUCUGAGAACCUGCAGUAUUCUAGUACUCUUUAUAUACUUGUUGUUAUCUGGUCCUUAACAAAAUACUUUGAGCUGGACUAAUGUUGAAGAACUUCUUUUCGGCUCGUGGUCUUACCCUUUGUCAUCUGGUAUCUAGACAGGUGGGAUGCUCCAGCUUGAUGUGCCGCUCCCUAUUUGUUGGGUUUUUUUUUUUCAGAUCCGGCUUCGACUUUUGCUGCAAAGUUUGCUUUGCAAAUGUGCAAUUUCUUUGGUCUGAAUUUGUACACUGAUAAGUUCAUUAAGCUCCUUCAUAUUUUGAUAUGAACUGGCUCCAGCAGCACCAGUAGCUGUGUCUGUAUUGCCAGUUGCAGUAGCCUUGCCAGCUGCUGUAAAACACAUUAUUCAUUGGAUUUACUUUGUGUCUUCCUCUGUAAAUUCAAAUUUUUGAAUAUGGUUCUCACUGCUUUCCUUUUGUUAUUCCUUAUUAGUGUUUCUACAUGUCGAGUGUAAGCACUGUGAAAUGUUCUUCAAAAUAAACUCAAGUGCAACUGAA
Molecule: messenger RNA, 3146 nt
Organism: Acanthopagrus latus (yellowfin seabream)
Lineage: Eukaryota; Metazoa; Chordata; Actinopteri; Spariformes; Sparidae
Product: metalloreductase STEAP4-like
Exons: 10
Coding region: 328-1773 (481 amino acids)
Biological process (GO): copper ion import
Cellular component (GO): endosome; plasma membrane
Molecular function (GO): ferric-chelate reductase (NADPH) activity; cupric reductase (NADH) activity
Source: RefSeq, a predicted model, not a curated record